AUUCAUAACCCCGUGAAUCUUAUCAUACUUCCUGGUUGUAUAAAAACUCAUACUCUGGCUCAUGCACUAGGAUUUGAAUGUGUAUGAUCGUACACACAAUAUGUACAUUAAUAUUCGUACUAAAUGGGAUUACACCAGCCUUGUUACAGAAGUACAUUGAUCACACAAAUCGGGCAGUAUACCUAAGGUGUCUUCGAUUCCCGGAUGUAAGAUUAGAACUGUGAUUUGAAAUGAGUUCCCAGAUGUUGACAGAGUACUAACUCGACUGUUUGUAUUUGUUUCUUUCCAGUUAGAGCAUCACUACAUCGUAGCCGAGGACAAUGGCGGAUCUAGGCGUGAUUGCGGGAUUCAUAGUGUUGGGCCUUUUCCUCUUGUUGGUCAUCAUAGCUUUCAUCGUUGUUGUGUUUCUCGUGAUAAAGAAACUAAGAUUCCAAAACGAUGAAAUUUUAGAACUGAAUGGACGAAUAGACAAGCUGAAGUCAGUAGAAGAGGGCGGGACCGGGGUGGAGACGGACCCGGAAGUUGUGGUCUCUCGGACGAGAUCCAAACCAAAAGGAGAAAUGAGAACGGACAGUGCAGUGGACAUGUGUGACUCAUACAGUUUAAGUACAAAUGACAACAGUAUACACGGCAAUGAACAUUGCAUUUCUCAAAGUCCCGUGUCGUUCAAAAUCAAACCACAAUACACAAUCAAAGUUAAAAAUCGACACACCCUCAUGUUUGGUUCCCGGACUGCCAUGCCGCAGAUGGUAGCUAUGACGCAAGACUUUUCCCGCGACGCCGACGCUAGUGAUGCUGUUGCUACAGUGGAUGAGAUUGACAUAGAGAGUUGUGAUGAAAGAGAUACGGUGGGCACGCUGUCGCCCCUCUCUCGACAAUCAAUCUGGCAGGGUCGACCGACCUCUAUUCUCAUGCAGACCCCCACAGCAACACCCGACUCGUCUAGCAAAUCUAUGUCCCAAGAAAAGGGUGUUUUCGUUCACAAAAGUAUCGGUAAAGAUGGCGACAUACUUAAGAUGUCAGGUUUAACUUUAGAAAUCCCUCCUGGUGCGUUGAACGAAUCUAAGCUGAUAACUUUAGGAAUCACGUGGGAUGAAGCUCUUCUCCCGAAGUUAAAAAAGAAGCAAGCACAUCUUAGUCCUGUUGUGGUGUGUCAACCUUGUAUACGGUUUGCUAAACCUGUCAAGUUGACGUUUCCACAUUGCGGUGUCCAAGUAAUAAGGGAUUGGAUACCGCGGGUGAUAAAACGUCAGGGUAACCUUGACGACCAGUCGGAAUGGACGAAUUUAACACUUGACGAUUACGAGGAGAGAGAUUUUACAGAAUCUGAUGUAACAGUCAGUCUUAAACAUUUCACAUUGUACACACUGGUAGGAGAGUCUAAGCCAGAUAAAACUGCUGCAAAGAAAGUCAAGUUGAUCGCCUUCACUCCAACGCUUCAAAUGGGCGUCAUGUUCAAAACUAGAAUAUACUGCAUCAACGAUUACGACACAGAAAUCAAGGUCGUUGAUAAAGUGGAAAGCAAGCUAGAUGGAAGCAUGUCUAACGCACCAGUGCCUCUUAUAUUCCAUGACAACGGCAAAGACCUCACGGUCUCGUUGAAGACGGACGUGCAAGGAUGGAAUUUGUGUGGGGAGAAGACACAGGUAAUACACUUUACUAGCACCAACAUAGUAAAUAAGUUAACCCAUAACGGGGACCCACGCCAAGAAUUACACCGGAAGUUAAUAAUCCUACUUGAUCCAAAGACAAAUUCUGACGCUGGUGACUUCCGUGAUUUAGCUUCCCAUAUGGAUUUAGAUGGUGCGCACGUGACUUACCUAGAGAAUCAACCUAAUCCAACAGAGCAAUUGUUGAAACAAUGGAAAGAUGACAAAAAAAGUCUACACGAACUCAAAAAAGUAUUAUCGGACAUUCAUCGUCCGGACGCCGUGGAGGAAGUAGAACUUUUCAUCAACAAGUAUUUGACCGAUUCAUAGGUUAUUAGGAAAAUUGUUCACCUGGAAAAACCCAUCGAUCAUUGAUACUUCUGAAAAUGUCCCUUUUUUUUCUAGAAAUCCCUUAAAAAGUUGUUCCAUACCCUAAACCAUAGACACUUAACGUCACCAUAUCUACUUAACCCACCAUAUCGUUUAACUACACUAGACCCAAACGACACAAUAUAAUCGUAAUUCCACCAGACCUAUCACGACGCUAUAGACUAAUUAAAUACGCCUUACAUGUUCGUUAUUAUAGACUCUAUACAUGACACUAUAGACUUGACAUAUUUCUAUAGACUACAUUAAAUAUUGUUGACGUCACCAUUGACAACAGUUCUCAUAUUGGCGUCAUCGUAAAUUACGUCUCCUGUUUUUUGAUGUCACCAUUAACUACAUAUCCAUGUCUGACGUCACAUAUUAUGGUUGCCGUCCCUGAGGUCAACAUAGUCUACACCUCCCGUCCCUGACGUCAACAUAGACUAAAGGAUUCUCUUACCCUGAACAGGUGUAACUGCACUUUUACCGGUGUGAGAUUAAUAGAAUCUUUCAUCCCCUUGGGGGUGAGACAGGGUUAUCUCAACCCGA
This is a messenger RNA of Mizuhopecten yessoensis (Yesso scallop), 2564 nucleotides long. RefSeq lists its product as uncharacterized. NCBI's taxonomy places the organism in Eukaryota, Metazoa, Mollusca, Bivalvia, Pectinida, Pectinidae. Gene Ontology annotation, cellular component: membrane. The record is from RefSeq and is a predicted model, not a curated record. Gene Ontology annotation, biological process: netrin-activated signaling pathway. Gene Ontology annotation, molecular function: netrin receptor activity; protein binding. Bases 321 to 1979 code for a protein of 552 amino acids. The transcript is spliced from 4 exons.